AUGUGGCUACGCAGACAGGGCAAGGUGGGUGGAUGGGCUGGUAUACACACCCAAGCUCGCACGGUGUCGAUGUACGAAUGGUUCUGUGGCUCGUUCAAUACUGUAUUGCGGCAUUCGCUGGACGACGCAGCGGAUGGAGCAAAAGCCGAUUCGCGAGAUGGUGCAGGCAGGACAGAGCACGCCCGGCAGCUUCGCAUAAGGCAUCAUUUCGCCACCCUGCGCCUCAUUCCGGAUGUUCCGAGGAAGGUGGAUCGCGUUGUUCUUUCCAGAAUCGGCGACUCAGUCAAAGAUGGCCCGGCAUACGUAAGCCUGGUCCACUCAGGGCUGAGCGGCAGCAAAAGUACACGGCGAGUAUGCUUUGCUCGCACCAGCAAGGAGCGUCUGAUCGUGGCCUUCGGCUUCAAGCUCUGCUCCAGGCGGGGCCAGAGUGGUGAUGGAUCUGGCAAGUACCCGAAACGACGAAGGAAAGUGCCAGUGACGAGGGUGCGACUGCCGCUGGCGGCUAGCGCCAAGACUGGUCGGAGCCAUGGACUCGCCGUGGGCGCCGAAGCAGGGAAGGAGCGAGCAGCAUGA
Verruconis gallopava is the source of this 573-nucleotide messenger RNA. RefSeq lists its product as uncharacterized. The coding region runs from base 1 to 573 and encodes 190 amino acids. The record is from RefSeq and is a predicted model, not a curated record. NCBI's taxonomy places the organism in Eukaryota, Fungi, Ascomycota, Dothideomycetes, Venturiales, Sympoventuriaceae. The transcript has 3 exons.